Molecule: messenger RNA, 1905 nt
Organism: Lingula anatina
Lineage: Eukaryota; Metazoa; Brachiopoda; Lingulata; Lingulida; Lingulidae
Product: sucrase-isomaltase, intestinal
Biological process (GO): carbohydrate metabolic process
Molecular function (GO): carbohydrate binding; alpha-1,4-glucosidase activity
Source: RefSeq, a predicted model, not a curated record
AUGCCGCCAUAUUGGAGCCUGGGGUUCCAGCUGUGUCAGUAUGGUUAUAAGAAUUUAACUAAUCUCCAAGCAGCUGUUAACAGGACACGAGAAUAUAAUAUUCCGCAGGACGUCCAGUAUGCUGAUAUUGACCACAUGGACGAGAGGAAAGACUUCACCGUGGACCCGGUCAAUUUCGCUGGACUUCAGGACUACUUCACGCACCUGCAAGACAACGGCAUGCACAUCAUUAUAAUUUUGGAUCCUGCGUUAAUCACAAACAACACGAACUACGAGCCCUAUGAUCUGGGCCUCCAGGAAGACUUGUACAUCAAGUGGCCGAAUGAGAGCGUGAUACCUGACACAGAUAAACCUGAUAUCAGCGGCACACGGAAUAUGCAUGGAUGGGUGUGGCCUUCAGGGAAAGCAGUGUUUCCAGAUUUUUUCCUGAACAGGACGGCCGAUUUUUGGAGAAAUCUCACUGUAAAACACGUCAAAACCCUAACAUUUGACGGGUUAUGGAUUGAUAUGAACGAACCUGCUAAUUUCGGCACCAACCUAGAAAAGAUCUGGAACUGGCCGGAGGGUCUGUCCUCCUACUGGUCAUUGAAAUGCCCUGAGAACAAUUACGAUGACCCGCCGUACAGAACCAAGGCUGCAUAUACCUAUGAUAGCGAAAGUAGGGAAGCCAGAUUGUCUGAUAACACACUCUGUAUGAUUGCUGAGCAAGAAGAUGGUCAACAACUUCACUAUAAUGUUCACAGUUUGUAUGGAUGGAGCCAAACAGAACCUACGCUAAACGCUCUGAGGGCAGCCGUGCCUGGCAAGCGCGGUAUGGUCAUCAGUAGAUCUACGUACCCAGGCAGUGGCAGACACGCUGGGCAUUGGCUUGGAGACAACGACAGCAGGUGGCCCCACCUACACGAGUCUAUCAUAGGAAUGCUGGAGUUCAACUUGUUUGGCAUCCCAUACAUCGGUGCUGACAUCUGUGGGUUCUGGGGAGAAACUACAGCAGAGAUGUGCAAGCGGUGGAUGCAGCUGGGGGCUUUCUAUCCUUUCUCUAGGAACCAUAACGGAAUCGAUAAUACGCCACAAGACCCGGGGUAUUUCGGCGAGGAGGUAGCAGUACCCUCACGUGAAGCGUUGCUGAUACGUUAUCGUCUGCUCCCGUACCUGUACACGCUGUUCCAUAUCGCACACACACGCGGCAACACGGUCAUUAGACCUCUCAUGCAUGAAUUUCCCACAGACAACAGGACGUGGGGUAUUGACAGACAGUUUUUAUGGGGGCCUGCGUUUAUGAUCGUCCCGGUGCUGGAAGAGGGGGCCACGAGUCUUACCUUCUAUCUCCCCAAGGCCAGGUGGUAUGAUUAUCACACGGGAGCCAUGGUGACCGACAAUGAAGCCAAGGACAUGUCGUUACCAAUUAAACCGGAUUCCCCAAUCCAUUUGUACGUCCGGGGAGGUUUUGUUAUUCCGGGUCAGGAACCGGAUCUAAACACUGUAGCGAGCCGCCAGAGGCCGUUCUCGCUGCUGGUGGCCCUAGAUGACCAAGACAAGGCCAAGGGGGAGCUCUUCUGGGACGACGGCGACUCUGUUGAUACCUAUGAAAAUGGAAGUUACUAUUUUGCCAAGUUCAAGGCGAACCAGGUGCAAGUGGAGAUGGAAAUUCAACACAACAACGACAUGAUGUCCAACCUUAUUAUGGGCAGUAUUACUGUACUGGGGGUCAGGGAGAGACCGCUGGCCGCUUACGUCAAUGGAAAACUACACUUCUUGGAUUACGAUAGCGAGAAUAGGGUCCUCAAAAUAGAUGGACUCGCUCCUUACCUAAAAAUGAAUGAAUCAUUUAUCGUAGAAUGGAGUGCGACGCCGAAAGCUACAGAGGAAGAAAAAGAGCGAUUGGACUGUUUUCCAGAAAGCGCU